Molecule: messenger RNA, 3879 nt
Organism: Prinia subflava (tawny-flanked prinia)
Lineage: Eukaryota; Metazoa; Chordata; Aves; Passeriformes; Cisticolidae
Gene: SLC4A11
Product: solute carrier family 4 member 11
Exons: 21
Coding region: 285-3098 (937 amino acids)
Biological process (GO): monoatomic anion transport; transmembrane transport; monoatomic ion homeostasis
Cellular component (GO): plasma membrane; basolateral plasma membrane
Molecular function (GO): solute:inorganic anion antiporter activity
Source: RefSeq, a predicted model, not a curated record
AACUGUAGUAAUGCCAAUACUUCUUGAAUAUUAUAAACCUGGCUUAUCAGCCCGACGCAGGGCUGGAAUUUGUCUCUUCCUGUGCUGCAUCUCUGCUUUCUGAGAGGGGCGUUUAAAUACAGGCUGGAGACGCUGCCUUGCCAGUGUGCUCUGCUGGGCUCUGACAGCAGCAGCAGGGCUGCUCCAACGCCUUUGGGGUUUCUUUUAUUACUCUUUAUUUUUUUUGCACUGAAUCCUUUUGGGGACAAAAAAGGAACUUCUCUGGGAGAAGGCUCUGAGACUGCAUGUCCCAACAGUACGCGCUGCAGGAGGCGAAGGGAGACGCGGUUUGCUUCGUACCUGGCUCUCCUCUCUUCUCCGUCCUGAUGGAGCCGGCGUCCUUCUGCUACCCCCGGCUCACCUUCCUCCGCUCACCCUACGGCCAGUUCGGGGCCAGCGCUGGCUCUUCCCAGGAUUUGGCGCCGUGGCCGCAGCGUUUGGUGGCGCAGAGGUGGAGCAGGCCGGUGGACGAGUCUCCACCAGCAGCGAUGUCAAGAAAUGGAUAUUUCUUUGAAGAGAGUGGGUACCUCAAGUGCGACACGGACGACGCGAAGGAGGAAGGGACGAGCGAGGAGCUCUUCGACGGCGUCAACUCCACCAUCGUCUCCGGGGACAGCAUCCGCUUCUUCGUCAAUGUCAACCUCGAGGGCGCUCCCAGCGCCACCGCUGAAAGUGAAGGUGCUGGCUGCGUGUUACUGCACACAUCAAGGAAGUACCUGAAAUUAAAGAAUUUUGAGGAGGAGGUCAGAGCGCAGCGAGACCUGGAUGGCUUCUUGGCCAGAGCCAGCAUCAUCCUGGAUGAAACAGCCACGUCCCUGGACGACGUUCUCCGGGAGAUGCUGAAACACUUCGCCGAGGAUCCUGAGAACAUGGAGCCGAGCUGCAACUUCGAAAAAAUCAUGAACACUUUAUUCACAGAUUCAGGGACCCCACGGGAAGGGAACGGCUCCCCUGACGGUUCAGAGUCAACAGGAAUGAAUGUACAAACAUACCCAUCGCACCUCAAAUUUCACCUCUUAUCAGACACAAUUCAAGGGGUCACAGCCACAGUCACGGGGGUGCAGUAUCAGCAGUCCUGGCUCUGUAUCAUUUGCACUAUAAAGUCCCUUCAGCGACGCCACGUGUGCAUCAGCCGCCUGGAGAGGCCCCAGAACUGGGGGGAGAACUCCUGUGAAGUCAGAUUUGUCAUCCUGGUCCUGGCUCCUCCCAAGAUGAAAAGCACCAAAACGGCCACAGAAGUGGGCAGGACCUUUGCCACGAUGUUUUCAGACAUCACCUUCCGGCAGAAGCUCCUGGAAACCAAAACUGAGGAGGAGUUCAAGGAGGCCUUGGUGCACCAGCGGCACUUGCUGACGGUGGCGAACCAGAGACACUCAGGGAGGAGCGACGGGCACAAAUCACACGGUAGCAAACAGCUCAAGCUGCACGACUUUCUCAGUAUUGGCAAGGGGAUUUCUGAUGACAUUGCACGAAGAUUCCCAGUGUACGCGCUGGACUUCACCGAUGGUAUUAUUGGGAACAACAAAGCUAUAGGGAAGUACAUCACAACCAUGACGUUUCUGUACUUUGCCUGCCUCCUUCCCUCCAUUGCCUUUGGAUCCCUCAAUGAUGAAAAUACCCGAGGAGCUAUUGAUGUGCGGAAGACAAUCUUCGGGCAGUGCAUCGGAGGCCUGCUCUACUCCCUCUUCUCGGGGCAGCCCCUGGUGGUGCUGCUGACCACAGCUCCCCUGGCCAUCUACAUCAGCGUCAUCCGAGGAAUCUGUGAUGACUACAACUUGCAUUUCGGCGCUUUCUAUGCCUGGAUUGGACUCUGGAACAGCUUUUUCCUUAUGAUCUACUCCCUCUUUAAUUUAAGCCUCCUGAUGAAGCUCUUUAAAAGGUCAACAGAAGAAAUAAUUGCACUUUUUAUAUCCAUCACAUUUGUGCUUGAUGCCAUCAAAGGCAUUUAUAAAGUUUUUAAGAAAUACUACCACCACGGGAACACAGGAGGUGGAAAAUCACAGGCUGAUGCCAUCCCAGGCCUCGGCAUCAACACCACCCUCCUGAUGAACUCCUCAGUGAGUGAAAACCAGACCUGCAGUCACAGCGGGCACGACGGGCACGAGACCGCCAUCCUCAGCCUCAUGUUGAUGUUGGGAACCCUUUGGCUCGGCCACACGCUCUACCAGUUCAAGAAAAGCCCAUAUUUGCACGCGAGGGUACGCGAAAUUCUGUCCGACUGUGCCUUACCCAUUUCAGUCCUGACCUUCUCUGUUGUGGGUUCCUAUAUCUUCAGGGAAAUUGAAAUGUCCAAAUUCAACUACAACGCCUCUGACAGCCUGUUUGUGCUGGCCCCCGUGCAGUCCCUGUCCAUCGGGUCGGUGAUGAGCGCCAUGGGGCUGGGAUUUCUCCUCUCCAUGCUCUUCUUCAUCGAGCAGAACAUCGUCGCCUCCCUCACCAGCGCCCCGGAGAACAGGCUGGUGAAGGGCACAGCCUAUCACUGGGACCUGCUGCUCGUGGCGCUCAUCAACACGGGGCUGUCGGUGUUCGGCCUGCCCUGGAUCCACGCGGCCUUCCCGCACUCCCCCAUGCACGUCCGGGCCCUGGCCUACGUGGAGGAGAGGGUGGAGAGUGGACACAUCUAUGAGACGAUCGUGAGCGUGAAGGAGACGCGGCUGACGAGCCUGUUGGCCCAUGUCCUGGUGGGGCUGUCGCUGCUGCUGCUGCCCUUCCCUCUGCAGUGGAUCCCCAAGCCCGUCCUCUUCGGCCUCUUCCUCUACAUCGCCCUCACCUCCAUCGAUGGCAACCAGCUCUUUGAAAGGGUGGCUCUGCUGCUCAAGGAGCAGACCGCUUAUCCUCCGACCCAUUACAUCCGCAGAGUUCCCCAGAGGAAGAUCCACUACUUCACAGGCCUGCAGGUCCUGCAGCUCCUCAUCCUCUGUGGCUUUGGAAUGUCACCCCUGCCUUACAUGAAGAUGAUCUUCCCCCUCAUCAUGAUAGGGAUGAUCCCCAUCAGGUACAACCUGCUCCCCAAGAUCAUCGAGGCCAAGUACCUGGAUGCCAUGGAUGCAGAGUACUGACGGCAGCAGAGGCCACUCCUUCGGGGCUGGAAGAGGCGUGGGACCUUCUCCUGCAUUUUCUUUCACCACCUUUCUCCGUGCUCUGACGUUGGCAGCGCGCUCCUGUCGCAGCUCCACGGGGCCUGUGCCACACCAGGGCAGCCUGGACUUGGGAGGACGCUGCUCUCUGGAGCUGUGAGGAGAACAAGCUUUAUGGGAAAUGCUACUUUCCACAUCCCCAAGCACACAAACCCCAAAGACCAGCCUGGCUGCACGCUUGGAGCAUCCAGAGUUGUCCCGUGUCCCCUUGUUUGAGGGUGGGGGGGGAUUUUUUAAUGCACCACCUCCUUCUCUUCCCCGACACUAAGAGCAGCAAUUGACCCUUGUUUUAUAGAACAACAGCCCUGGCCUGGCCUUUGAAUCCAAUUCCCUGUGCACCCAGUAUUCCCAAAUUGGUGUUCUGGGUGGGAUGGCUUUGUGCUGAACCACUGAUGUCAGGAGAGAUUGUGACUGUUUUCUCAGAUUAAUGGGUUUGGAAACAGUUGCAGUGUGUACUGCUACAAUCCACGGCUUUGGAUGAAUUUUUAAUUCCUGCAAACGAGCUGGGAACAUUCAGAAGCUGGCCCUGUGGACGAAACCCCGUCUGGGUUUGAGCUGUUUGGGAAUUAAUUUGGAUCUUUCCUCCCGUUUCUCCUGGGUAACCAAACACAGAAUUGCAGGUUUUUGCACGACUGCAGCAUUUUUUUGCUUGCACCCAGAGGGCAGUUGUGUGGAGGUUGCAUAUACAUAUGUACAGUAGUGC